Molecule: messenger RNA, 7617 nt
Organism: Cicer arietinum (chickpea)
Lineage: Eukaryota; Viridiplantae; Streptophyta; Magnoliopsida; Fabales; Fabaceae
Source: RefSeq, a predicted model, not a curated record
AUGUCCAAACAUGAGAGCAUUAACAAUGUGCAAAAAGUUUCAACCAACCUGAUGGGUGCGGAUACACCUUCACCCACAUCCUCACCAGCAGCAGCAAUAUCAGCACCAGCACCCUCACCGGCAGGCUCAACCACAACAGCAGGCGCCUCAUGCACCUCAACCUCACCCACAUCCUCACCAGCACCCUCACAGGCAGGCUCAACCACAAAAGGCGCCUCAGGCGCCUCAGCCUCACCGGUGGAGGAGGAUGAGGAUCGAAACCUUCGAGGGGAACUUGAGAGUGUCCCGUGGCCUUCUUAUAGUUCUUCCUCUGCGGAAAUACGGAGAAGAAAGAGAGUGUCCCAUGUGCAUCGCCUUUCUUCUCCGUAUUUCCGCAGAGGAAGAACUAUAAGAAGACCACGGGGACACUCUCAAGUUCCCCUCGAAGUUGUCGAUCCUCAUCCUCCUCCAACUGAAGAGGAUGAUGAAGAAUAUGAGUUUGGUGAGGGUGAGGGCUCGCCUACUGUUGAAGGCGAGGCUGCCGGUGAGGGCGAGGCUACCGAUGAGGGCGAGGGUACCGGUGAGGCUGAGGCGCCUGAGGCGCCUGCUGUUGUGGUUGAGCCUGCCUGUGAGGGUGCUGGUGCUGAUAUUGCUGCUGGUGAGGAUGUGGGUGAAAGUGAUGGAAGGGUGCCAAGGGGUGGUCAGUGGCCAAGGGUUGAAAGGGUGCAGAGGAAUCGAAUUCCUGUGCAUCGCCUUUCUUCUCCGUAUUUCCGCAGAGGAAGAACUAUAAGAAGACCACGGGGACACUCUCAAGUUCCCCUCGAAGUUGUCGAUCCUCAUCCUCCUCCACCUGAAGAGGAUGAUGAAGAAUAUGAGUUUGGUGAGGCUACCGGUGAGGCUGAGGCGCCUAUUGUGGUUGAGCCUGCCUGUGAGGGUGCUGGUGCUGAUAUUGCUGCUGGUGAGGAUGUGGGUGAAAGUGAUGGAAGGGUGCCAAGGGGUGGUCAGUGGGCAAGGGUUGAAAGGGUGCAGAGGAAUCGAAUUUAUGUGCAUCGCCUUUCUUCUCCGUAUUUCUGUAGAGGAAGAACUAUAAGAAGACCACGGGGACACUCUCAAGUUCCCCUCGAAGUUGUCGAUCCUCAUCCUCCUCCACCUGAAGAGGAUGAUGAAGAAUAUGAGUUUGGUGAGGCUACCGGUGAGGCUGAGGCGCCUAUUGUGGUUGAGCCUGCCUGUGAGGGUGCUGGUGCUGAUAUUGCUGCUGGUGAGGAUGUGGGUGAAAGUGAUGGAAGGGUGCCAAGGGGUGGUCAGUGGGCAAGGGUUGAAAGGGUGCAGAGGAAUCGAAUUUAUGUGCAUCGCCUUUCUUCUCCGUAUUUCUGUAGAGGAAGAACUAUAAGAAGACCACGGGGACACUCUCAAGUUCCCCUCGAAGUUGUCGAUCCUCAUCCUCCUCCACCUGAAGAGGAUGAUGAAGAAUAUGAGUUUGGUGAGGCUACCGGUGAGGCUGAGGCGCCUAUUGUGGUUGAGCCUGCCUGUGAGGGUGCUGGUGCUGAUAUUGCUGCUGGUGAGGAUGUGGGUGAAAGUGAUGGAAGGGUGCCAAGGGGUGGUCAGUGGGCAAGGGUUGAAAGGGUGCAGAGGAAUCGAAUUUAUGUGCAUCGCCUUUCUUCUCCGUAUUUCUGUAGAGGAAGAACUAUAAGAAGACCACGGGGACACUCUCAAGUUCCCCUCGAAGUUGUCGAUCCUCAUCCUCCUCCACCUGAAGAGGAUGAUGAAGAAUAUGAGUUUGGUGAGGCUACCGGUGAGGCUGAGGCGCCUAUUGUGGUUGAGCCUGCCUGUGAGGGUGCUGGUGCUGAUAUUGCUGCUGGUGAGGAUGUGGGUGAAAGUGAUGGAAGGGUGCCAAGGGGUGGUCAGUGGGCAAGGGUUGAAAGGGUGCAGAGGAAUCGAAUUUAUGUGCAUCGCCUUUCUUCUCCGUAUUUCUGUAGAGGAAGAACUAUAAGAAGACCACGGGGACACUCUCAAGUUCCCCUCGAAGUUGUCGAUCCUCAUCCUCCUCCACCUGAAGAGGAUGAUGAAGAAUAUGAGUUUGGUGAGGCUACCGGUGAGGCUGAGGCGCCUAUUGUGGUUGAGCCUGCCUGUGAGGGUGCUGGUGCUGAUAUUGCUGCUGGUGAGGAUGUGGGUGAAAGUGAUGGAAGGGUGCCAAGGGGUGGUCAGUGGGCAAGGGUUGAAAGGGUGCAGAGGAAUCGAAUUUAUGUGCAUCGCCUUUCUUCUCCGUAUUUCUGUAGAGGAAGAACUAUAAGAAGACCACGGGGACACUCUCAAGUUCCCCUCGAAGUUGUCGAUCCUCAUCCUCCUCCACCUGAAGAGGAUGAUGAAGAAUAUGAGUUUGGUGAGGCUACCGGUGAGGCUGAGGCGCCUAUUGUGGUUGAGCCUGCCUGUGAGGGUGCUGGUGCUGAUAUUGCUGCUGGUGAGGAUGUGGGUGAAAGUGAUGGAAGGGUGCCAAGGGGUGGUCAGUGGGCAAGGGUUGAAAGGGUGCAGAGGAAUCGAAUUUAUGUGCAUCGCCUUUCUUCUCCGUAUUUCUGUAGAGGAAGAACUAUAAGAAGACCACGGGGACACUCUCAAGUUCCCCUCGAAGUUGUCGAUCCUCAUCCUCCUCCACCUGAAGAGGAUGAUGAAGAAUAUGAGUUUGGUGAGGCUACCGGUGAGGCUGAGGCGCCUAUUGUGGUUGAGCCUGCCUGUGAGGGUGCUGGUGCUGAUAUUGCUGCUGGUGAGGAUGUGGGUGAAAGUGAUGGAAGGGUGCCAAGGGGUGGUCAGUGGGCAAGGGUUGAAAGGGUGCAGAGGAAUCGAAUUUAUGUGCAUCGCCUUUCUUCUCCGUAUUUCUGUAGAGGAAGAACUAUAAGAAGACCACGGGGACACUCUCAAGUUCCCCUCGAAGUUGUCGAUCCUCAUCCUCCUCCACCUGAAGAGGAUGAUGAAGAAUAUGAGUUUGGUGAGGCUACCGGUGAGGCUGAGGCGCCUAUUGUGGUUGAGCCUGCCUGUGAGGGUGCUGGUGCUGAUAUUGCUGCUGGUGAGGAUGUGGGUGAAAGUGAUGGAAGGGUGCCAAGGGGUGGUCAGUGGGCAAGGGUUGAAAGGGUGCAGAGGAAUCGAAUUUAUGUGCAUCGCCUUUCUUCUCCGUAUUUCUGUAGAGGAAGAACUAUAAGAAGACCACGGGGACACUCUCAAGUUCCCCUCGAAGUUGUCGAUCCUCAUCCUCCUCCACCUGAAGAGGAUGAUGAAGAAUAUGAGUUUGGUGAGGCUACCGGUGAGGCUGAGGCGCCUAUUGUGGUUGAGCCUGCCUGUGAGGGUGCUGGUGCUGAUAUUGCUGCUGGUGAGGAUGUGGGUGAAAGUGAUGGAAGGGUGCCAAGGGGUGGUCAGUGGGCAAGGGUUGAAAGGGUGCAGAGGAAUCGAAUUUAUGUGCAUCGCCUUUCUUCUCCGUAUUUCUGUAGAGGAAGAACUAUAAGAAGACCACGGGGACACUCUCAAGUUCCCCUCGAAGUUGUCGAUCCUCAUCCUCCUCCACCUGAAGAGGAUGAUGAAGAAUAUGAGUUUGGUGAGGCUACCGGUGAGGCUGAGGCGCCUAUUGUGGUUGAGCCUGCCUGUGAGGGUGCUGGUGCUGAUAUUGCUGCUGGUGAGGAUGUGGGUGAAAGUGAUGGAAGGGUGCCAAGGGGUGGUCAGUGGGCAAGGGUUGAAAGGGUGCAGAGGAAUCGAAUUUAUGUGCAUCGCCUUUCUUCUCCGUAUUUCUGUAGAGGAAGAACUAUAAGAAGACCACGGGGACACUCUCAAGUUCCCCUCGAAGUUGUCGAUCCUCAUCCUCCUCCACCUGAAGAGGAUGAUGAAGAAUAUGAGUUUGGUGAGGCUACCGGUGAGGCUGAGGCGCCUAUUGUGGUUGAGCCUGCCUGUGAGGGUGCUGGUGCUGAUAUUGCUGCUGGUGAGGAUGUGGGUGAAAGUGAUGGAAGGGUGCCAAGGGGUGGUCAGUGGGCAAGGGUUGAAAGGGUGCAGAGGAAUCGAAUUUAUGUGCAUCGCCUUUCUUCUCCGUAUUUCUGUAGAGGAAGAACUAUAAGAAGACCACGGGGACACUCUCAAGUUCCCCUCGAAGUUGUCGAUCCUCAUCCUCCUCCACCUGAAGAGGAUGAUGAAGAAUAUGAGUUUGGUGAGGCUACCGGUGAGGCUGAGGCGCCUAUUGUGGUUGAGCCUGCCUGUGAGGGUGCUGGUGCUGAUAUUGCUGCUGGUGAGGAUGUGGGUGAAAGUGAUGGAAGGGUGCCAAGGGGUGGUCAGUGGGCAAGGGUUGAAAGGGUGCAGAGGAAUCGAAUUUAUGUGCAUCGCCUUUCUUCUCCGUAUUUCUGUAGAGGAAGAACUAUAAGAAGACCACGGGGACACUCUCAAGUUCCCCUCGAAGUUGUCGAUCCUCAUCCUCCUCCACCUGAAGAGGAUGAUGAAGAAUAUGAGUUUGGUGAGGCUACCGGUGAGGCUGAGGCGCCUAUUGUGGUUGAGCCUGCCUGUGAGGGUGCUGGUGCUGAUAUUGCUGCUGGUGAGGAUGUGGGUGAAAGUGAUGGAAGGGUGCCAAGGGGUGGUCAGUGGGCAAGGGUUGAAAGGGUGCAGAGGAAUCGAAUUUAUGUGCAUCGCCUUUCUUCUCCGUAUUUCUGUAGAGGAAGAACUAUAAGAAGACCACGGGGACACUCUCAAGUUCCCCUCGAAGUUGUCGAUCCUCAUCCUCCUCCACCUGAAGAGGAUGAUGAAGAAUAUGAGUUUGGUGAGGCUACCGGUGAGGCUGAGGCGCCUAUUGUGGUUGAGCCUGCCUGUGAGGGUGCUGGUGCUGAUAUUGCUGCUGGUGAGGAUGUGGGUGAAAGUGAUGGAAGGGUGCCAAGGGGUGGUCAGUGGGCAAGGGUUGAAAGGGUGCAGAGGAAUCGAAUUUAUGUGCAUCGCCUUUCUUCUCCGUAUUUCUGUAGAGGAAGAACUAUAAGAAGACCACGGGGACACUCUCAAGUUCCCCUCGAAGUUGUCGAUCCUCAUCCUCCUCCACCUGAAGAGGAUGAUGAAGAAUAUGAGUUUGGUGAGGCUACCGGUGAGGCUGAGGCGCCUAUUGUGGUUGAGCCUGCCUGUGAGGGUGCUGGUGCUGAUAUUGCUGCUGGUGAGGAUGUGGGUGAAAGUGAUGGAAGGGUGCCAAGGGGUGGUCAGUGGGCAAGGGUUGAAAGGGUGCAGAGGAAUCGAAUUUAUGUGCAUCGCCUUUCUUCUCCGUAUUUCUGUAGAGGAAGAACUAUAAGAAGACCACGGGGACACUCUCAAGUUCCCCUCGAAGUUGUCGAUCCUCAUCCUCCUCCACCUGAAGAGGAUGAUGAAGAAUAUGAGUUUGGUGAGGCUACCGGUGAGGCUGAGGCGCCUAUUGUGGUUGAGCCUGCCUGUGAGGGUGCUGGUGCUGAUAUUGCUGCUGGUGAGGAUGUGGGUGAAAGUGAUGGAAGGGUGCCAAGGGGUGGUCAGUGGGCAAGGGUUGAAAGGGUGCAGAGGAAUCGAAUUUAUGUGCAUCGCCUUUCUUCUCCGUAUUUCUGUAGAGGAAGAACUAUAAGAAGACCACGGGGACACUCUCAAGUUCCCCUCGAAGUUGUCGAUCCUCAUCCUCCUCCACCUGAAGAGGAUGAUGAAGAAUAUGAGUUUGGUGAGGCUACCGGUGAGGCUGAGGCGCCUAUUGUGGUUGAGCCUGCCUGUGAGGGUGCUGGUGCUGAUAUUGCUGCUGGUGAGGAUGUGGGUGAAAGUGAUGGAAGGGUGCCAAGGGGUGGUCAGUGGGCAAGGGUUGAAAGGGUGCAGAGGAAUCGAAUUUAUGUGCAUCGCCUUUCUUCUCCGUAUUUCUGUAGAGGAAGAACUAUAAGAAGACCACGGGGACACUCUCAAGUUCCCCUCGAAGUUGUCGAUCCUCAUCCUCCUCCACCUGAAGAGGAUGAUGAAGAAUAUGAGUUUGGUGAGGCUACCGGUGAGGCUGAGGCGCCUAUUGUGGUUGAGCCUGCCUGUGAGGGUGCUGGUGCUGAUAUUGCUGCUGGUGAGGAUGUGGGUGAAAGUGAUGGAAGGGUGCCAAGGGGUGGUCAGUGGGCAAGGGUUGAAAGGGUGCAGAGGAAUCGAAUUUAUGUGCAUCGCCUUUCUUCUCCGUAUUUCUGUAGAGGAAGAACUAUAAGAAGACCACGGGGACACUCUCAAGUUCCCCUCGAAGUUGUCGAUCCUCAUCCUCCUCCACCUGAAGAGGAUGAUGAAGAAUAUGAGUUUGGUGAGGCUACCGGUGAGGCUGAGGCGCCUAUUGUGGUUGAGCCUGCCUGUGAGGGUGCUGGUGCUGAUAUUGCUGCUGGUGAGGAUGUGGGUGAAAGUGAUGGAAGGGUGCCAAGGGGUGGUCAGUGGGCAAGGGUUGAAAGGGUGCAGAGGAAUCGAAUUUAUGUGCAUCGCCUUUCUUCUCCGUAUUUCUGUAGAGGAAGAACUAUAAGAAGACCACGGGGACACUCUCAAGUUCCCCUCGAAGUUGUCGAUCCUCAUCCUCCUCCACCUGAAGAGGAUGAUGAAGAAUAUGAGUUUGGUGAGGCUACCGGUGAGGCUGAGGCGCCUAUUGUGGUUGAGCCUGCCUGUGAGGGUGCUGGUGCUGAUAUUGCUGCUGGUGAGGAUGUGGGUGAAAGUGAUGGAAGGGUGCCAAGGGGUGGUCAGUGGCCAAGGGUUGAAAGGGUGCAGAGGAAUCGAAUUUAUGUGCAUCGCCUUUCUUCUCCGUAUUUCUGUAGAGGAAGAACUAUAAGAAGACCACGGGGACACUCUCAAGUUCCCCUCGAAGUUGUCGAUCCUCAUCCUCCUCCACCUGAAGAGGAUGAUGAAGAAUAUGAGUUUGGUGAGGCUACCGGUGAGGCUGAGGCGCCUAUUGUGGUUGAGCCUGCCUGUGAGGGUGCUGGUGCUGAUAUUGCUGCUGGUGAGGAUGUGGGUGAAAGUGAUGGAAGGGUGCCAAGGGGUGGUCAGUGGCCAAGGGUUGAAAGGGUGCAGAGGAAUCGAAUUUAUGUGCAUCGCCUUUCUUCUCCGUAUUUCUGUAGAGGAAGAACUAUAAGAAGACCACGGGGACACUCUCAAGUUCCCCUCGAAGUUGUCGAUCCUCAUCCUCCUCCACCUGAAGAGGAUGAUGAAGAAUAUGAGUUUGGUGAGGCUACUGGUGAGGCUGAGGCGCCUAUUGUGGUUGAGCCUGCCUGUGAGGGUGCUGGUGCUGAUAUUGCUGCUGGUGAGGAUGUGGGUGAGGCUGAGGCGCAUGAGGCGCGUGCUGUUGUGGUUGAGCCUGCCGGUGAAGGUACUGGUGCUGAUAUUGCUGCUGCUGGUGAGGAUGUGGGUGAAGGUGCUGGAAGUGUGACAAGGAAUCGAAUUCCUGUGCAUCGCCUUUCUUCUCCGUAUUUCCGCAGAGGAAGAACUAUAAGAAGACCACAGGGACACUCUCAAGUUCCCCUCGAAGUUGUCGAUCCUUAUCCUCCUCCACCUGAAGAGGAUGAUGAAGAAUAUGAAUUUGGUGAGGCUACCGGUGAGGCCGAGGCGCCUAUUGUGGUUGAGCCUGCCUGUGAGGGUGCUGGUGCUGAUAUUGCUGCUUGGUGAGGAUGUGGGUGAGGCUGA